This is a messenger RNA of Momordica charantia (bitter melon), 2471 nucleotides long. RefSeq names its product ankyrin repeat family protein. Gene Ontology annotation, molecular function: protein binding. Gene Ontology annotation, cellular component: ubiquitin ligase complex; cytoplasm. Lineage: Eukaryota; Viridiplantae; Streptophyta; Magnoliopsida; Cucurbitales; Cucurbitaceae. The record is from RefSeq and is a predicted model, not a curated record.
ACAUAGAUUUUUCAGAGUCAUACAGCAUGGGUUUAUGAAAAUAACUGAAAAUGUAGAGUACAAUUUCUGCCAAACGGUCACAUGGGGGAGAAGAAAACUGACUAAAAGUGUAUUGAAAAUUUGGAACAGUGGGGAAAAUAUGUCAAAGAAAGUGGAUAUCUGGCCGACUGUUCCGUGUGUUUUUAGUUAUCCGUUCCCAAAAUCGUGUCUGCUGCCUUUAUACAGAAGUGCAGAAGUUUCAGUCUCUAGUUCUUCGUGAAGCUCGAUCACUUUUUCCAUCGUGUUGUUUAUACUUGGACAAUCCAAAGCAAAGGGACAAAAGGGAAGAAAAAUAGAAGAAUCGGGUACUCGUGAUUUCUCUAUCUCUGGCGGUAGGAAAAAUGGCAACUUUUGCGAAAUACGUUAAACCCCAGAAACCCCAAAAAGGCGUAGAAGUUCUUCUCCACAUCUGAGCUCCGGAAUUCGAAGUCUGAAUUUAUCCAAUGCCCCCAAGGCGUAGUAAUCCUUGGACCCUAGACCUCGACCCCGACCUUUACGGAAUCGAUCUCGACCCAUCCGAUUUUGGGUCGUCUCUUCCCCUGAAGAAGGUCCCGAACGGUGACAUUUUCUCGGCAUCUCGCGCCGGAGAUGUGGACCGCCUCCGCUACCUCCUCGAGUCCGGCGUCAAUGUCAACGCGCGCGACCAGUGGGACUCGGUGGCGCUUUACUACGCCUGCUUGGCCGGUCACCUCGACGCUGCCAGAAUGUUGCUGGAGAGCGGCGCUAUAUGUUCGGAGCACACCUUUGAUGGCGAUAGGUGUCAUUAUGCUGCCCUUAAUUUGAAGGUGCGGAAGCUUCUCAAGGCAUUUGAAGCAAGACCACCGCCGCUCGCCCCAUUGCAGGCUGCUCUGCGUGAAACUUUCUUGGGGUCUGGAGCCAACAGGGCGUAUUUGGAGCAGGCCGGGAGCCUUCAUCAAUUUUCAGGUCUUGCUUUCAAUUCAGAAUCCAACUAUGAGUUCUUCCCUCCCGACGUUUCRUUUAUAGUUCAAGGUAGGCCUAUUGAAGCUCACCGAGUUAUCCUAAGCGCUCGAUCUCCUUUCUUUAAGAGGAAGUUUGAAGCUGAUUGGAAAGAACGCAAGGAAGUAAGAUUCUCAAAGGAAAAGCUGUCUUAUCCAGCUCUAUACAGUCUCAUUCACUUCUUUUAUUCUGAUAGACUGGAGAUUGCUGUAGACGAUAUGGAAGACCUUAUCAGAAUUUGCAAAGUUUGCAAAUGCGAAUCUUUACUCAGAAUUCUUGAGAAAGAACUGGUUCAUCAAAAGUAUGCUGACUACAAAGCUCUGGGUGAUGUUGACAACUCAAUUAAGAGGUUCAUCUUACAGGGUGUCUCCCUUCCUGAAGAGGACCGCCUUCCAGCAGCUUUACGUCGGAUGCUUCAGACUGCUCUAGCGAACUCUGCUAGGGAACAUGACCUAGUCAAUGGUGCUAAUGAUUUAUGUUUACAGGCUAGUAAAAUACAGAUCAAUGAUCACAUAGAUGAUCUUGCAGAUAUUUGUGUGAGAGUUGAUAAAAAGUUUUUCCGGUGUCACAAAGUUGUUUUAGCAUCAAGGUCGGAGUACUUUAAGGCAAGAAUAUCCCGUAUAAAGGAUUUUGGUAAAGGGAGAAAUGAAAUUCCUGUUCAUACUCUUCUAUUUCUUGAAGAACAUGAUUUGAGCAUGGAAGUAUUUGAAAAAAUGAUAGAGUAUAUGUACACAGACUGUUUAAAGCAUAUAGAUCCUGAUCAGGCGGAAGAAAUGUUUGAUGCUGCUUCAAGAUAUCUAUUGUUCCCUCUUAAGCGUGCCGUGGCUGACGCUGUGCUACCACACUUGGAAAUGGUUUCUCCAGCAGAACUGUGCCAAUGGUUAAUACUGUCUGACAUGUAUGGUGCUAUCAAGAUACGUGAGUACUGUCUGGAUACAAUAGCUUGCACUUUUGAGACAUUUGCCGAUACUCGAGAAUUCAGAGAGAUGCUAUUGACCCUCCCUCCACCAUCAGGAGAUUCCUCGCUCCGGACAACAGUUCCUAGUGCUCCAGGAGCUGCAGUUAAUACAGAUCAAGGCAACCUUCUCGAUGAUUUACGAGAAAAAUGGCUUGAAGCUGAAGCUGCCGAACUUGAUAAGAGAGAUGAAAGCGCUCUCCUCUUCGAUAAGCGUCUUGAGAUGUUAAUGCUCAUGGCAGAACAAGAAAAAUCUGAUGAAUCCCCUGAUGAGACUGGUAACCAUCCUUCAGCGACUGAAUUCCCCUCCACCUCUCCUAUCUAGUAUAGAAUAGAGAUUUUUGGCUCAACCAAUUGUUUUUUCAGGCCGUGGCUCAAAUGUCCCAAGAUAAUUUAGUUGGGGUUUUGUAACUUUAGUUGCUCGAUCAUUGAACUAUCCAUUUCUUUUUGGACGUUUCAUUUUUUGUAAUAUAUCACAAAAGCUUGUGUUAUAAUAAACGUUUACUUGCUCAUUGUUUAA